AUGAAACUCAACUGUGAUGCAACACUUAUCUCAAAGGUCCGCGAGUCUUUGAUGCGAGUGAAUCAGGAUUUGUCUUCUGGAGAUGAGGUCACUACACCCAUAAAGGAAAAAUCCAAGGAUGACGGUGAAAUUGAUGCUGAUGAAGUUGAACCACUCAAGCGUUCAGUGAAACGUUCUUUGAAUGAUCAUUGCAAGGUACUAAAGCUCACAAAGAACUUGCGUCUGAAUACUGUCAUAGGCACAGUAGAACAACAAGAGUCAAAACAGUUUGGAGAUUGGAUAGCUUCUAUUGGUGAUGGGAAAAUUGGUGGACCUAAUGAUGGUUAUGCAGAAGUUGAAAUACCCAAUCAUAUGUUACUAUCGUCAGAUGGUGACCAUAUUGAAACCAUUGUUAGAAGUACAUUUCCUAUGUUUGCCAAUGGUAAUUCUGAUGCAAGUUAUCUUCAAGGGCUUGCUAUACUAGCACCUACAUUCAAUGUAGUGAACUCAGUGAAUGAAUAUAUGAGUGAGUUGCAUACGGCUGAAAGUAGAACAUAUUUUAGUUGUGACACAGUGUGCAAAGCCGAUGCAGACGCUGGAAUACUGGGUGAUGUACACACACCGAAAUUUUUGAACGUCAUUAGAGCUUCAGGUGUACCAAAUCAUUCAUUAACUUUAAAUAUCGGCUCACCAGUCAUGUUGUUAAGAAAUGUUGAUCAUUCAGUUGGAUUGUGUAAUGGUACACAGUUGGUAAUCUCCAAGUUAGCAGACCGUGUAAUUGAAGCUGAGUUAAUGGAUGGUGGUAACAAAGGAACAAAAGUGUUGAUCCCCAAAAUGUCAAUGUCACCAUCUGAUACCAGGUUGCCAUUCAAGCUUCACGGGGUGUUUGGAAUAAGGCAUGGAAUUGAAAGGGAAUAA
Messenger RNA from Ipomoea nil (Japanese morning glory), 897 nucleotides. RefSeq lists its product as uncharacterized. The record is from RefSeq and is a predicted model, not a curated record. Gene Ontology annotation, biological process: DNA repair; telomere maintenance. Gene Ontology annotation, molecular function: DNA helicase activity. Bases 1 to 897 code for a protein of 298 amino acids. The transcript is spliced from 4 exons. Lineage: Eukaryota; Viridiplantae; Streptophyta; Magnoliopsida; Solanales; Convolvulaceae.